Messenger RNA from Striga asiatica, 1299 nucleotides. The record is from the annotation of a GenBank genome assembly. NCBI's taxonomy places the organism in Eukaryota, Viridiplantae, Streptophyta, Magnoliopsida, Lamiales, Orobanchaceae.
GAAAACCGAAGAGCGCGAAUUUUACACUUGUCCGCUUACCCCAAACAAUUCCCUCAAAUUAGAUUAGAUUUCCCCAACUUUUGCUUUUUCUCCCUCUCUCUCUGUGUGUGUGUUUAUGUGUAUAUAUGUAUGUAUAUCUGCGGCUGCGCAGGUUCGCCGUCCUCAAGUGACGCAAUUCACAUUCCCACCGGCCUUUAAAUCACAAUUGCUGGAUUUUGCUUGUAUGAAAGCCCAAUGACGGUGUCAAAAUCUAUUGGAAUGGCUGAUAGUGAAUGUGCUGCUGGUGAGAUCGAUAAGAUUACUGGAACCAAAAGUUCCGUAUCGGAGUUUGUAAAUAGAUCUCCCGGAAGCAAUGCUAGGAGUGGUCACAUUGUCUAUGUUCGCCGAAAACCUGAAACAGAUUCGAAAAAAACAGAUUCCAUGAAGUCUGACGGCCAGUGUGUGCCAGCUCAACAAUCUACGGAGGUGAAUAAAUCCAUGACUUGCGCUCCUGAUGCCACACUUCUGCCUAGGGCUUCUUCACCGAAUUCCUCAUCCACGAGACGCUCGGUUUCUCCUUCUCCUGGAACCCCUGGUAAUGCCAAAUCAGCAGAAAGCGCUGAGCCUGAGUAUGUCCAUAUCAACAGUUCAAAUCCGUCAUCUGAACCUUUGGGAAAAGCAAACGUUGUUGCGUCCUGGGAAGAACGAUAUCGCUGCUUGCAGAGUUUGUUGAAAACGUUGGAUCAGUCGAACCAACAAUAUGUUCAGAUGCUUCGGUCGCUAUCCUCCGUUGAGCUCAGCAGGCAAGCUGUUGAACUUGAAAAACGAUCAAUGAAGCUCUCUAUGGAGGAAGCAAAAGAGAUUGAACGAGCUGGCAUGUUGGGCAUGUUGGGUGAAUGUGGAAAGAAGAUUGUUUCUAAAGCUUCCUCUACUCAGCAAGAUGAGUUACACAAGUAAGAAAAGCAUUACAAAGGCUCUCAUAUGUUUAUCAGAACCAAUACAAAUUCCAAACUGACGAGGUGCUUCUAGCAAUCAGCAUUGUGUACAUGUUGUGAUAAAAUAAUAAUAAUAAUUAUAAAUAAUGAUGUACGGCUUCUCAUAGGGGAUGAAGGUCGUUCAAGUUAUACACACCUUAGCAGGGUAGAUUUUCAACUAGAACCAGUGCAUUAUUUAUGUGUGUUAUAUUUUAACUGAACUACAUGUAUUGGUGAAGAAGAUUCGAUGCCAGCUGAACAGAAUUACCCGACAUUAUAUUAGUUUUUCUCAACCAAGUUUUCAUUUCUUGACUGGAAUACAUGUGAUGCUGUAUAUUUUCGAAAU